Messenger RNA from Brachypodium distachyon (stiff brome), 3201 nucleotides. RefSeq lists its product as uncharacterized. The coding region runs from base 418 to 2676 and encodes 752 amino acids. The transcript is spliced from 2 exons. The record is from RefSeq and is a predicted model, not a curated record. NCBI's taxonomy places the organism in Eukaryota, Viridiplantae, Streptophyta, Magnoliopsida, Poales, Poaceae.
CCCACCGCCGCGGCUUCCCUCCGGGACCAAACACGCGGGAAAACACUCUCCACCCCCCGCGCACGUGGCGUGCCACCGUCACCCACGGCCGGCGACAAGGGGCCGGGGAGUACCAGCAGAAGCCGUGAUGCCGGGCCCGCCUCAUUCAUCCCCCCACCUUCCCCCACUACAACCACGCUGCUAUUCCGUGGCUCACCUGCUUCACUUUCCUUCCCCUUCUUCUUGCCGGUCGCCAUGGCCGCGCCUGGCUCUUGUUCUUGACGACGUGCCUUUGGCUUCUGCUUCUUCUUCUGGUCCGGGGUGACUCCUCUGUGUCUUGCUGCGUGCCCUGAGCCCUCGGAUCUCGGCUCCGAUCGUUCCGAUCGGCGAUCGCCACAUGCUUAAAGAUUUGUGCUGGCAAGCUAGAGAGGACUGACCAUGGGCAUCGAGGCAAAGCACGACUCGUUGUGCAUCAAGAAAGUUUUGCGGCGUUCCAUCAGAAUAAGCUAUAGAUGUGCCUCUGAACAUUGGGCUCUCUUCACUCUAAUCCUACUGCUUUACCUGCUGUACAGAUCUUCGCCGGGUUUCUUUGCUUUUGUUAUGUCUGUUUCCCCUGUAAUUAUAUGUGCCACCCUUCUUCUUGGCAUACUGUUAAGUUAUGGGAGCAUGCAUCUUCCUGAUGCCCAUGAAGACCAGAAGACCGUCGCAGAAUUUUCAGCUCCCAAGUUUGGAAGUUUUUCCAGAAACAUUCAUUUUGGACCGCGUCAGAGAUUUUCAGAGCCUGCAUUUAAAGAGAACACGGUCAGCUUCAAAUGUUGGGAAAUUAGAAACCCAAGGUGCAAAGCGAAGGAUGACAAGCUUGUCAAGCUGGAUGAUAUUGUUCCUCUUCUGAAGGGAUCAGUUGAUCAAGGAGACGAGAGAAUUGAUGCACGUGAUAGACCCGCUGAAGUGUCCGCUUCUAUUCCUUCCAUGGUGACACUGCACCGAGAGGUUGGUGUGGAGGAAUUCAUGAACGCCAAUCAUGAAUGGGAGUCGAAAGAUCCAAUUUCGACCUCUGAUGAGAGUACUGAGUAUGUCAGCUUGUUUGAGGAUGUUGAUCAGAAUAGAGUCAAUGGGAAGGGGACAACAUUUGGCUUAUCCUCUUCCAGUGAGAAUGAUAAGGAAAAUGGCAAAACAGUGGUGAAGGAAAAUCAAGAUGAAGUGUUAACAGAUUCACAAAAUGAUAAGGUGGAUUCACAAAAUGAUAAGGGGACAGAGGCUACAGAAGAUAAACCAGCUGAAAAGCCGGCAGGUACUUGUAGAUGGGGCCGUGCUUUUUCUGUGCGUCAGAGGAAGAAGCUUGCUGAUAUAAAGAUGGAGCCUAUCAAUGCUGAUAUGGGCAACCAGUUAGACUCUUCUCUAGGUUCACCAUUUGCAAGAGUCAACAGGCAUGAUGAUUUAUCAGAUUUCGAUUCUGUUAAAGCUGGGAGUUACUCUUCUGUUAUUUCGAUGGCUGGCGUUGCUUCGGUGCUUGAUGAGAUCGAUCCUAUUUUAGGUGAUGAAUUCGCUGGUCCUGUUUCCAUUACCAAUCAUGAUUUGGGCUGUGAUUCAAAAUUGUGCCCUCAGGAUCCUCAAAUCAGCAGUGAUAAUAUUGAUGAGGUUGAUACUGGUAUGGCAAAAAAUGAUUCUAAAGAUGGUGAGGAGAAGAAGGAUGAUGGUGGGAGUAAGCCUGUUUUUGUUUGGACAGUUGAUGACAAUAAGAAUUCUAUGGAUCUUGGGUACUCCGAGGUGGAAAGGAGUCGUAGGUUGGAAUUCUUGAUGGCUAAGAGAAGAUCAAGGAAGAACAUAAUAUUUGAUCUUGACAAGGGCCUGAUAGAUCAUGACAGAAAUGAUGUUCGCCGGAGUGCAGAUGGAUUUUCACGUUUUCCUAUACAAGUUCAACCUAUUUCAGUACCAAGGAGAAACCCUUUUGACCUUGAUGAGGCAGACAUUCCUGGCUCGGCUCCUUCUAUUCUGCAUGGGCGAAAGAAUCUGUUUGAACUACCUUUUGAAGAAUCAAAUGAUAGCGGUGUCCCUGGAUAUCCUGACUUGGACCCUCAAGAAUUUAUUACAGGCCCCUGUCGAGACAUGGUCUUCAGAAGGCAUGAGAGCUUCAAUUUUGGCGGCCAAGCGAGACAGCUGUCUAGAUUUAAGCCAUGUUUUGUGCUUGAGGAUAUGGACAUCGAGGAAGAAAGCACCAGCAACUUCCUAAGGCAGUUCAGUGACAAGAGCAUGUCGAAACUGAGUGUUAUUACUGAAUCUGAUAUCCUUUCUUCGGUCGCUGAUCAAGAGGAACGCGAUGAGCUCGUCAAAAAGGAAUUUCUUUGGGAUUUCCAGAGGCAGUUCAGUGACAAAAGCAUGUCAAAACUGAGUGUUCUUUCUGAAUCUGGUACCCUUUCUUUGGUCGUUGAUCCAGAGGAAGGCAGUGGCCUCAUCAAUAAGGAUUUCCUUUGGUAUUUCCAGAGGCAGUUCAGUGACAAGAGCGUCUCAAGACGGAGCAUUGCUGCUGAAUCUGAUAACAUUUCUUCGGUCGCUGAUCAAGACCUGCUAAGACAGGAAAGUGAUCUUGGAUAUGCUGGAAGCGAAUGCUCAGAUGUAAUCAAUUUUGCGGAUGACGAAACUCUGAAUGAUGUAAGGAGCGGAAUGGAGUCUGAGGCGGUGGAGAAUACUGCAUCGUAGGUUCUGAUGAAGUGAUUUGCGCUCUUCAGAUACAAUCAUAUAUCAAGCACAAAGGUUUUUUCUGUACAUUUUGUGAAUAAUUGAAUAGGACAUCAUACUGUAUUACUAUUCAAGGCAUCAUUCUUUGAACUUGAGCCUUUUGUCUCGACAGGUGCUCCAUAAUCCAUUGUACAGAAUGAUGAAUGCCUGUAUAAAAGAGGUUUCAAAGCUGGUUCCUGUUUGCCUGUACCAAGUUUUCCAACACUGGUCUGAUGCAAUCUGGACCCGCACUUACAGAACAUGGGCCAGCUACUAUCUAGAGUUGGAACCUGUGAAACUCUUGUCCUGUAGGCUAGAUUCUUUUCCUCGCCUGGAAGCAUGCUUGGAUGCGAACAAGCAGGUUUUGUGUCAGUAGUGACAAAACAUUUCCCUCUUUGGGUCACGCAAUUCAAGGAUAAGUAGAAGGGCAGUCCGCCAAAAGAACAACCCAGUCUUUCUAUGAUGCUUGUAUGAUUCUUCUGAUCGAUUUGCUCCAUUUCAUGAUCA